Molecule: messenger RNA, 2879 nt
Organism: Centruroides sculpturatus (bark scorpion)
Lineage: Eukaryota; Metazoa; Arthropoda; Arachnida; Scorpiones; Buthidae
Exons: 8
Coding region: 320-1192 (290 amino acids)
Source: RefSeq, a predicted model, not a curated record
UUUUCGAGUUUAUAAACAGAUUCGACCUUUAUUUAAUUUCUUCGUAAGUUGAAAACGCUGCCAUUCCAUUCAUAAUUUAUGCAAAUGAGCUCUUCAGUUUACAUCGCCAGCCGCAAGAUUGUUUAGAGAAGCGGCGGCGGCGGCGGCAGCAGCGGGUCACUCGAUCGACUCCACAAGCACGGAGGAAGGGGGAGGGUGGACAAGAUUAAUAGCCACUCAACGGUGGCUCCCUCUAGCAGACAAUCCAGACCCUAGCGGACAGACAGACGUUAUCAUUGCUUAGUUCCUGUUAGUACCGCGAGGAGGUGCUACAAUCGGGAUGGCUAUCUUGAAGUGUUGUUGUUGGAAAUCCGUCAGGAGAGGUAGUUUUGUUAGUGGAAUUUAUACUUUGAUGUUUUACAUAACAGUAUUAACAGCUGGAGCAUUCCAAAUCAAAGAUGUUGAACAAUCUUUAGCUCUAUUCAUACUAACUACAUUGAUGCUUAUUUUCUCAGCACUAUGUGUUCUAACUUCUGUAUUACUACUCAUAGGACUAUGUGUGGACAAUCGUCUGAUGUUGCUGCCAUGGAUCGUCGCCGUUACUAUGACAACCUUAUUGGAUAUCAUCCUCGCUUUCUAUCUCAUCAAUGAUACAAAUUUGGAUAUUAUAAAAAUUAUAUUAUUCAUCAUCGAUUUCGUCAUGUGUGGCUUACACAUCUAUUGUUUACUGUGUGUCAUCUCACAGUAUCAAGAUUACUUGAUAGGAAGAGGAAGAGCAGGAGCCGACAACGGAAAUCAAGCUGUACCACCGGUAAGAUUCUUAAGCAAUAUACCAAGUCAGCAUAAUGCACCUCAGGCUAUGUCUAAAUCUCAGAAUGGUGCACCUUCUACAAGUCUUUCGACAUCAACCACAACAUCUAGCUCGACUACUACAACGAAGAGUUUCCAUCCAACAGAUCUGAGUUCUAUAACUGAGGAACCAAGUUCGUACGAACCUUCAGAUGUCAUUAUUAAUGAAGACGAUGCUUCAAUUCCUCAUCAGAAUCCUCCGAAAAAGAUAAAUCAGAUGUCUACGGAAAAAGAACGAGAUUCUUCUACAAAAUCAACCAACAAAGGAGAAAACGAAGAAAUGCAUCCAAGAAGAUUAUCAGCAACUCAUCUCUUAGAAACAGAAAUUGCUCAUAACAAUUCCGAAAUGGCUCAUAUGAUAUAACAUUUUUUGUAAUGUUAAAUUAAUAUAAUACACUUAAAUACUCGUUUUGUUUAAGUAUAUUUCUCGAAAAGAGGAUUUAAAGCAGUAGUUGAGCAGUUUUGAUGUUGCGUGCUGCUGUUGAUGACACUAAGAACUUCGUGAACAACGAUUAAGCUCUCGAGCUUAACACUAAAAAAAAAAAAAAAAAAAAAAAACAGUUUUAAGACACGAAAAUGCUGAGAAGUUUCAGACCUUUACGGUUUUUAUAAAGAUUAUUGCCAGAUUUUUAAAGAAUUUUUAAGAAAUGGAUGCUAUUCAACAUAUCAAAUCUAUUAUAAACUUCUAUGAAUCUUCUAUAAGUGUAAACCAUAAUCAAUCUUAUAAAUAUUAACCUUUUUUUCCCAUAAAUUUAACUUAAAAUAAGGUUUAAAAUCCCUAAAAAUUUAGGAAAAUUUUAAUGGUUCACUUCUUUUUUUGGACGUGUACUUAUACUUUUAAAUAUACUGGAAUUUUUAUUAUUUAAAAGAUUUAUCUUAUAAAAUUUAAAGAGAUUAAUUGAUAAAGAAGUUUGUAAGGUAUAGAAUGAAACUUUUUCUAUAUAGAAACUGAUAAGAGUUGUUCUCUUUACGAGGCAAUAUAUAUUAAUUUUUGGGAGUAGUACGUAAUUAUGACGUUUGGGAGUGGUCUUGAUUUAAUCGCUUAUAUAUAAAUCAUCGCCCACUCCCAAAAUUAAUUAUUAAUAUAAACAGUAAUGUCUUUUCAAUAUCAUAUUUAAAAAACAAAUCAAAAUGUAGAAUUUCAUGUUAGUUCUAUACAGUAUUAUACAUUAAAAAACAGGAAAACAGUUAAUGAAAAUUGCUUGUGGAAAAUGCUUGUUGUUAUUUAUAUUGGAAUUUACUAACUUGUAAUAAUUUGUUAUAAAAUAUUUCACGAUUUUAAUAUAUAUUAUAAGAAUUAAAACGUGUAUAAAUAUAACUUGAAGAGAUACAAAAGACAAAAAUUUGCAUAGAUGAUUCUCUCUGUAAUUUAAAUUACAUGCCAACUGGAAUGAAGGCUUUUAUCUUCAAUUUAAGAAGAUUUGAAAAUAAAAUCUUUGUUUAACAAUGAAUUUUACAGUUUAUUAUGAUAAAAAAAUACUUAAACUACACUCCCAGUAAGUAAUUUAGACUUGUAGACUAUUCAUUUACACAGCAACUCUUCAUCACUUAUUCUUCUGCAGCAUCCUGAUUACAUUAUCCAGCAUUCAUCCUUCACUCCUCACUUAAUAGAUGCAGGUGAUACAGGCAACGUUUAUAAUCACACGAGGAGUAAAGGCAAAUUAUAAUAAUUUUUAAGCUAGAGUUUAUUUAGGGCCAUUUUUUUAAUGACUCGCCAUUAGCAUAACGUAAGAAUUAGGGGGAAUUAGGGAGAACGUGUAAAACUAUAUUCACCCCUUACCACUGAUGCUGUGAAUGAAAAGUGAGCUCUUAUAUAUUGUAUAUAUAUGUUUAUAAGUGCGUUAUAUGUAUUUAUUUUUAAAGUUAAGGGAGCCAGGACCCUUCUGGGAUCCCUCAGGACAGGGCCAAAAAUAUUUGAAAGGGACAUUUAUGCAGAAUUUUUGUCUAUUGUAUUAUCUAUUAAGUUUACUAAUCUCUAGUCUUCUAUAGUUAUAAUUGUUAGAGUUUUAUGAAAGAAUAAAGAGCUAUAUAAUUACGAAAAUUUAAUUAUU